AUGAAUGACAGGCCACUCACAUACGUAACAUCAGGUUCGUCAGAUCAAGAACCCCUGACUCCAGCUCACCUUCUCUACGGCCGGAGAUUUACUACGUUACCGUACCAGAACUCUACAGAUGAUUCAGCGACGAAUACUAACCUUAACAGUAGACUUAUCUCGACAAGCAAGACUUCAGCAGAAGAACGGUUCGAUAUAUGUGUGGUUGGAGCUGGUCUUUCAGGUGCAGUUAUAGCGGAAAGAUAUGCAUCAACAACAAAUAAAACUAUUUCUAUGAUAGAAAAACGAAAUCAUAUUGGAGGGAACUGUUACGAUUACACCGAUAUUGAAACAGGUAUUCGUGUAUCAAAAUACGGGGUCCAUCUUUUCCAUACUAAAUAUGAUCGUGUAUGGUCAUAUAUUCAACAGUUUGGUAAAUGGGUUCCAUAUGAACUUAAAGUACAAGCACUUAUUCAAGGAAAACAUGUUCCGGUACCAGUCAAUAUUGAUACAGUCAAUACAUUAUUCAAUAUUCGUAUUUCAAAUGCCGAUGAAAUGAAGAAUUGGCUGCAAAAUGUGCAGAUUCAUUAUAAUCGUUAUCCAAUUAAUUCUGAGGAGGUCAUCUUAUCAAGAGUUGGUAAAGUGUUGUACGAAUAUAUAUUUAAACCAUACACUUUUAAGAAAUGGAACAAAACUCCAGCGGAACUUGAUCCAUCUGUGCUUGGUUGGAUUCCAGUAAGAACAAACUGGGAUAAUCGUUACUUUACUGAUCCUUAUCAGGCCGUGCCAAAAGAGGGCUACACAAAAAUGAUUGAAAAUAUGCUCAAUUCAACACUUAUAACGUUGAAAUUAAAUACAGACUAUUUUAAGGUUUCUGAGCGAAUGGAAUGUGGAAAAACCUUUUUCACUGGUCCGAUUGAUAGAUAUCAUGCAAAAUUUGGGCUAGACCCCUUGGAGUAUCGAUCAUUACUUUUCGAAAGAAAAGUGAUAAAAAAUGUAAAACACUUCCAGCCAACAUUGAUAGUGACCCAUCCAAGCUCAGUGGAAAAUUUUACACGAAUUGUAGAAUACAAAUGGCUAGAUCAUGAAAAAUACAAUUCAAAUGACACAGUUAUUUUUAUUGAAAGGUCGACAGAUAUCGGUGAGCCGUAUUAUCCGGUACCAAAUAAAAUGAAUGAGGAUCUGUAUAAAAAGUACCAGGCGUACACACAGUUAGAAAGUAACUUACACUUUCUCGGUAGAUCAGCGAAGUAUGAAUAUUUUGAUAUGGAUGAAGCAAUUAAAAAUGCACUUGACACAUUUUACAGUGUGUCAUGA
Messenger RNA from Mercenaria mercenaria, 1296 nucleotides. Its product is annotated as probable UDP-galactopyranose mutase. Gene Ontology annotation, molecular function: UDP-galactopyranose mutase activity; flavin adenine dinucleotide binding. The record is from RefSeq and is a predicted model, not a curated record. NCBI's taxonomy places the organism in Eukaryota, Metazoa, Mollusca, Bivalvia, Venerida, Veneridae. Bases 1 to 1296 code for a protein of 431 amino acids. The transcript is spliced from 2 exons.